Molecule: messenger RNA, 3088 nt
Organism: Chelonia mydas (Green sea turtle)
Lineage: Eukaryota; Metazoa; Chordata; Testudines; Cheloniidae
Product: zinc finger protein 239-like
Exons: 4
Coding region: 217-1659 (480 amino acids)
Biological process (GO): regulation of transcription by RNA polymerase II
Cellular component (GO): nucleus
Molecular function (GO): RNA polymerase II cis-regulatory region sequence-specific DNA binding; DNA-binding transcription activator activity, RNA polymerase II-specific
Source: RefSeq, a predicted model, not a curated record
UGCGCCUGGCCUACGCACAUUAACACAACGACCCUGAUCCCCACCGCAGGGACUGCUGGCUCCGCCGGGUGAAACGGGAAAUCCCCCGCCCGGCUGCUGGAGCUGGCGGCGCAGGCGCGGGGCUGGGCGGGAGGCGGCCCGGGGAGGCACCAGCCGCGGGGCGGGAGAUCGCUGCCCGGGCGGAGGAAGCGGCCGGGGCCGGAGCCGAGCCCGGCGAUGGCUGAAGCGGGGCCGGCGCAGCUGCGGGUGGCGUUUGAGGACGUGGCUCUGUAUUUCAGCCGGGAGGAGUGGGAGCUCUUAUCCCGGCCAGAGAAGCAGCUGUACCGGGACCAGAUGCUGAGGAAUUACCGGGCCCUCGUUUCCUUGGGCUAUUCAGGUUCCACACCAGAUUUAAUCCACAGAAUUAAGGUAGGGGAGGCAGAGCUCUGGAUCCAGGAUGCCGAGGACUCCAGGGAAAGCUCAAGGCCUGAGAGCCCCUCCCAAGCAGGGCUCGGGAUACUGGGGGGACCGAGGACACCGUCUGAGUGUGGGGAGAGCACAGCAGGAACGCAGGAUCCCACUGCCCACAAAAGGAUCCAUGCACAGGACGCAGUCCGUCCCCCGAAUAAACUCAGCAAGAGACUCCCCAUGGGCCAGUGUCCCUAUCGCUGUGCUGACUGUGGCAAGAGCUUCAGGCAGUCCUCAAUCCUGAGAACACACUGGUUUACGCACACUGGGGAGCGGCCGCACCACUGCUCUGACUGCGGGAAGAGCUUUGCACAGAGCUCAAACCUGAGAGCACACCAGCGCACGCACACCGGGGAGCGACCACACCGCUGUGCUGACUGCGGGAAGGGCUUUGCACAGAGCUCACACCUGAGACUACAUCAGUGCACGCACACUGGGGAGUGGCCAUACCACUGUGCCAACUGUGGUAAGGGGUUUAGUAGUGCCAACACACUGACGCUGCACCAGCGCACACACACCGGGGAGCGACCGCACCGCUGUGCUGACUGUGGGAAGAGCUUUGCACAGAGCUCAAACCUGAGAACGCACCAGCGCACGCACACUGGGGAGCGGCCGCAUCGCUGUGCUGACUGUGGGAAGAAGUUUUCACGGAGCUCAAACCUGAGAACGCACCAGCGCACGCACACUGGGGAGCGGCGGUACUGCUGUGCCAACUGUGGUAAAAAGUUCGGUAGUGCCAACACACUGACACUGCACCAGCGCACGCACACCGGGGAGCGGCCGCACCGCUGUGCUCACUGUGGGAAAAGCUUUGCAGAGAGCUCAAAGCUGAGAAUACACCAGCGCACGCACACCGGGGAGCGGCCGCACCGCUGUGCUGACUGUGGGAAAAGCUUUGCAGAGAGCUCAAAGCUGAGAAUACACCAGCGCACGCACACCGGGGAGCGGCCGCACUGCUGUGCUGACUGUGGGAAGAGCUUUGCACAUAGCUCAAACCUGAGAACACACCAGCGCACGCACACCGGGGUGCAGCCACACCACUGUGCUGACUGCGGGAAGAGUUUUGCACGGAGCUCAAACCUGAGCAGACACCAGCGCACGCACACCGGAGAGCGGCCGUACCGCUGCGCUGACUGCGGGAAGGGCUUUGUACAGAGCUCAAGCCUGAGAACACACCAGCGCACGCAUCAGGGAGCAGCCGCACCAUUGUAAUGAUUCUAGUAAAAACUUCAACAAAACCAAUGCACUGAUCAAGCACCAGGGCACGCACACUGCCGGGGAGGACAUUCCGGUGCAUUGGCUGAAGCAGGAGCUUUGCACGGGCCUCCUCCUUGCUAUCACAUCGGUUCAUUCACAGCCGAGAGCGGCCAUACAGCUGUGCUGGCUGGGGCAAGCACUUUGCUAGAUUGGCCAACCUCUCAGCACCCGGUCAUGCACCCCAAUGCCCUUCUGCCACCUGCAGGGCCUCAAGGGCUUCUGGCAGUCAGUGGGCCUGACACAGCUCCAGCAGAUGCAGGUCAGGACAUAGUCCUGUCCCCAGGAUGCCCAGCAGAGAGAUGCGAGGGAGGGGGACAGGGAAGGGGACUUGGCUUAGCAGUGUGUGGAAGAGCAGACAGGUGGAGUGUAUUUAGAGCAGAUGGUCACAGCCUACUGCAUUAGGUGGGAUCCAGCCAGGUCUCUCUCUUUCUGUCCCACACUCACUCACCCUCUCCCCCUCCCCGCGUCUCAAUGGGACGAAGCUAGGAACUUCCCCCACACGUCUACCUUGGUUCCAGCCAGAGGAUUACUCUUGGAUGACAUCUAGAGGUGGGAUUUGCAGUCCUGUCUCAGCAUGGAUUGGGCUGAGGGGCAGGACAACCUAGUGCAGGGGUGGGCAAACUUUUUGGCCUGAGAGCCACAUUGGGGUGUGAAGCUGUAUGGAGGGCUGGGUAGGGAAGGCUGUGCCUCCCUAAACAGCCGGGCCCCCACCCCUGAGGGCCCCUCUCAGAACCCCCGACCCAUCCAACGCCCCCUGCUCCUUGUCCCCUGACCGCCUCCUCCGGGGACUCCAACCCCUAUCCAACCCCCGCUGCUCCCUGUCCCCUGACUGCACUGAUUCCACCCACACCCCGAGCCCCUGACAGGCUCCCCAGGACUCCCAUGCCUGUCCACCCCCCCCCCCUGCCGUUCCCCAUCCCCUGACCGCCCCCAGAACCUCUGCCCCAUCCAACCCCCUCUCUCCCUGACUGCCCCCCCCCAAACCUCCGCCCCAUCCAACCCCCCUGCUCCCUGCCCCCUUACCAUGCUGCUCAGAGCGGCAGGACUAGCAGCCGGACCCCCCGGCCGGAGCCAGCCACGCUGCCCAUGCAGCGGCGUGGCUGCGGGGGAAGGGGGGCAGCGGGGGAGGGGCCGGAGACUAGCCUACCUGACCGGGGGCUCAAGGGCCAGGCAGGACAGUCUCGCAGGCCAGAUGUGGCCCACAGGCUGUAGUUUGCCCACCUCUGACCUAGUGAGUGUGAUUGAAAAAAGACUCAGGAACUGCUCAUGCCUUCUAUUCUAAAUAGAAAUGUAACAAAGAAGAAUUAUGUACCUAAUCUGUAACAGAGGUCUGUCUAACCCAGUGUUUCUUUCCUAUUAAAGAAGCUGAUGCAUUCACACAGCA